This is a messenger RNA of Pseudogymnoascus destructans, 2459 nucleotides long. RefSeq lists its product as uncharacterized. The transcript is spliced from 3 exons. Lineage: Eukaryota; Fungi; Ascomycota; Leotiomycetes; Thelebolales; Thelebolaceae. Gene Ontology annotation, cellular component: fungal-type vacuole; plasma membrane. The coding region runs from base 1039 to 2112 and encodes 357 amino acids. The record is from RefSeq and is a predicted model, not a curated record.
AAUCACCUUGCCAGCAACUUGGACACCAUUAAUUGGGACAGAUAAGGUACAGAAUUGCUUCUUAAACAUCUAUGGAUAUAGUUUCCGCUGGAGACAUGAUCCUCACACCAGAAUAACAAAGAUCUUGCGCAAUGGCAUCACUCCUGCCUGGAUAGUAAUGGCCUGGACAGUUACACUCGUCGUGCCUGGAGUUUUCAUAUUCACUGCUCAGGCCUUCUAAACUAUAGUUGCUGAAGCCAUUACCUAUCACAUAUACUUGCGGCUUGGCUGCGAGUUCAUGAUAACGAUGGAAACUUGAAACUGCAAUACCAAUGAGAGGAUUGCGAUCGGCAGACUGGGUGACCACGCGAGGCCGGAUCUUUGUGUGGCGAUCGGGGUGGCGUUUGAGCAAGGUGCGAGCUGUUCUUCUUCAACAAGAAAUGACAUUCUAGAUGCCUAUCCCUAGGAAUAAUGCUGCACUGACAAGCAUUGCCAUAGCGUGAGGGACAGCCCAUGCUUCACAAGACUCAGUUCUUUCUGUUCAAGGCGACGCACUAUUGAGAUACACCUACCACGUCCGCUUGGGGACGACCCUUCGGCUUAUAUUACAUAUUCCGAACAUCGAACACACAAUGAGCGCAUCGUCACUCAAACUCCCAACCCAGCUGGGUGACGCGGAGAAUUCGUUCGGCCUUGACAGCUUGACAGACAGAGAAUAACGUCAGCAAAAUUGUGGCCUGGAUCCCAUCCCCAUCCAUCCUCCUCGCUUCCGGACGGAAAGAAAGUACAUUGGCUGGCUCGUACUCGUACCUCGCUUUUGGUGGAUCCAGGUCGGCACAAGCAACAUCCGCCUUUUAGACUCUUGGCAUCACUGUCUCUUUGGCCAAGCGCCGAAGAGACCCCCAGGAUAGCACCCAAGAACGUCCCUAGUGGCUCCCCAACUGGUCCUAGUAACGCCCCUAUAGGCCUUGGCUUUGGGGCUGGGUCAAUUGGUGGGGACACUAGGGACGUUCUUGUGAAAACGAUGCACGAUUUCUAACCGCCGACCUUUAAGCUCCGAUGUCCGAUACUGUGCUGACAGCUGCAUUAUCUCUUUUCUAUUUGGUUGACAUCCCUUACCUUUCUCUGACGUGUUUUCCUUUCUUUCCUUUCAGAGUCGAUUUCGACAUAUCUGUAUCCUGCGCGCGGACAGGUCCCAACGUCGUUGUUGUUGUCGAGAUGUACUACAAGAUCUGCAGGGAGGUGUCGAACCUAUGUCCGGUCUCCGCGACCACCUACGGGUACUAUCCGAACUUCGGGGGUAACGUCUUCUUCACCGCAUUCUUCGGCGCGUUGUUCAUUGCCGGCCUCGCCAUCGGCAUCCGCGGGAAGACAUGGACGUUCGCGCUGGCCCUGGGAAUCGGGUCGGGAUUGGAGAUGUUGGGGUAUGUGGGGAGAGUGAUGAUGCAUAAAAAUCCGUGGGACUCCGCGGGGUUCAAGAUGCAGAUCUGCUGUAUUAUUUUGGGGCCGUCAUUCCUCGCGGCAUGUGUCUACUUGACGAUGAAGCACCUUGUCCUUCACUUCGGACCGGAACACUCGCUCCUCAAGGCUCGCCUCUAUCCAUGGAUCUUCGUCGGCUGUGAUCUGGGAUCGAUUGUUCUCCAGGCCAUUGGUGGCGGCGUCGCAGCGAGUGCGGGUGACACGGGCAACAAGAAGCUGCUGGAUGCCGGCAACGGGUUGAUCGUUGCUGGUAUUUCCUUCCAGGUGGCCACCAUGGUUGUCUGUGGGCUUCUCGCUGCGACGUAUGUUUUCCGAUAUAAGAAGGCGAAGAGGGUCGGGACUCCGACCACAGAGAAGAACGAGUAUAAUGCAGGCGAGAAGCGCAAGCUGAGGAUGUUCUGCAUCGCUAUUUCUAUCGCAUACACCACUAUCUUGACUCGCUGUGUCUAUCGUCUCCCUGAAAUGGCUGGCGGCUGGGGAAACCCACUGAUGCAGAACGAACUCGAGUUUUUGACCCUGGACGGAGCAAUGAUUGCCAUUGCAACCCUAGCUAUGACCGUUUUCCACCCUGCAUUUUACUUGCCAGCUAUGAGCUCGAGGAAGUCUGUCGCAGUCACAGAGAGCCCUCCACAAGCGAGUAAGGAGUUCAGCUAAUUGCAGCCAUUUUUUUACGUAUUUUUAGUGGGGGUUAUAAAGGAUUAUAGAGGGGCGUUUGGAUAUGGAAGUCCAUCUGAAACAAUAUUAAGCAGCCAUUUUAAACAGUAACGUAUUUCACAAGCGAGUCGGACACACAAGCGGGUCGGACACUGAAUUUCUCACCUAAAAUCAAGAAAUUUGCAAGGCAAUAACUCAACAACAGCUUAAUAAUAUAUAUUAAAAGUAUAUUUCCAGCUUUUUAUACUUCGUUAAAUUCCUACCUAAUUAUCUAGGAAUAAUCUAUGCAUUAAUUCUUGAGAUAUUAAGUGUAAGCGCUGAUGUAGGCGCUGAAAUUUAGACUAGGC